AUGGACAUUUUCCAGCGGAGUUGGAGCGUCUUGUCAGACUCAGCGCUGUUGUUGACUAUAUACGAACCUAAACAGGAACUCCUGACCGCAGUUAGUUUACUCUGAGUAACUUCUUCUAAAGAGAGUGGAAUAUCUGGUGGUCAUGGAUGAAGAAUUCACUCCUCUAGACUGUCUGCUUGCUACAGGCAAGCAGAAAAUAUGUCUAAUUAUUCUCAACCAGCCUUUAGAAAAAGCCUACCUCAGAGCGCUCUGGAGCAAAGCUGUCCUGAGGGCCUGUGCAGAUGGAGCAGCUAACCACCUGUAUGACAUCACCGCCGGACAGCAAGAUAGUUUCCUUCCGGACUACAUCAGUGGGGACUUUGAUUCCAUCACUGCAGAAGUCAAAGCCUUCUAUGCGGAGAAGAAGUGCCAGUUGGUUGAGACUGCUGAUCAGGAUCUGACUGACUUCACUAAAUGUCUGGCCAUCAUGGUGGAGGAGAUCAAGAGAAGACAGCUUCAGGUGGACACUAUCGUGACCCUGGGUGGUUUGGCGGGGAGGUUCGACCAGACCAUGGCAUCGAUAGAGACUCUGUUCCACGCCCUCAGCAUGACGCCGCUGCCUCUACUGGUUCUGCAGGAGUGUAGCCUGGCCUACCUGCUACGACCGGGCAGCAUACAUAGGCUGGAUGUGAACACGGGGCUUGAAGGAGAUUGGUGCAGUCUAAUUCCUAUAGGAGGUCCGUGCCGAACACACACUACAGGACUCAAAUGGAACCUGGACAACCAGGUGUUGCAGUUCGGGGGCCUGGUGAGCACGUCCAACACCUACGAACCCGUAGCCCCGGGAGACCAGAGGAAAACUGUAACCGUGACAACGGACCAACCACUCCUCUGGAGCAUGGGCAUCUCCAGGGACAGGAAAUGACACCAAGGGAGCCAUGCCCUCUGCCAGAUGGGGGGGGGGGGGGGUACUUGAAUAUUGAGCUUUGACCACAACUGUCCUGAAUCUUCAGGCUCAUUCCAUAUUGGAAACUAAUUUCCAACCUCUUGAAGACUAAACAGCAUCUGAAGUAGGGAGUGGGGGAUAUUCAUACUCAAGUGUGCAAAGGAAGGUGCAAGCAGAGACAGCACAGAAAGCAAGACAUUCCACCUGAAACAGUCACAUACCUCAAGUGGCUCAGAGUUGCAUAGUACAUGUAGCAUACGUUAUACCAAGUAGGGUUAAAUGCAUGCUCACGGGCACAUUGACAGAUGUUUCACCUUGUCAGCAUAAGGGUUCACACCAGCCAUUUUUCAGUUGCUAACAACUCUGACCACAAUCGGUUACUACAAGCCUACGUUCAUACACAAAGACAUCGAAGCCCAUGCAGUUUGUCUUUAAUUUAUUCACACAGCGAAUUACAAAUAUUGCACACCGAGUAUGAAAAACAAUAUAGAAAUAAAAUGCACAUCCUUUCACUUGCCACCUCCCACCACCAUCCCUGAACUACCUAAGGUCACUGGGUAUUGUAGUUCUUGCACAUUCCAAAAGGUUCAGCCUCCCCUGAGAAAGACAAAAAUUCACAUCAACAGAGCCACAGAUUGAUUCAGCAGCAGGAAGUAGGAUUUGAAAGAGCCCAUUUCCUACAUUUUAUCAAACCAAAGAGCAGUAAAACAAUUUGAUAUAAUUGCAUGUUCAUAUUAAUUACAGCAUGCAUCAACACCUACAACAACAUCUAAUUACUGCAUAAUCAAGAUAUUGGCAUUAUGUAGACUGACAACAGUAGCAGUCCAUUAGAAAUAACCUAAACCUAGAAAAGCAAAUACAACUGGUUUCCACCAAUAAUGUACAUAUUAAAAGUACCAUUUCCAGUC
Messenger RNA from Esox lucius (northern pike), 1833 nucleotides. RefSeq names its product thiamin pyrophosphokinase 1 (gene tpk1). Gene Ontology annotation, biological process: thiamine diphosphate biosynthetic process; thiamine metabolic process. The record is from RefSeq and is a predicted model, not a curated record. Gene Ontology annotation, molecular function: ATP binding; thiamine binding; thiamine diphosphokinase activity. Bases 143 to 904 code for a protein of 253 amino acids. The transcript has 9 exons. NCBI's taxonomy places the organism in Eukaryota, Metazoa, Chordata, Actinopteri, Esociformes, Esocidae.